AUGCGACAUUUCCCUGAUGCUUAUUUGUCUAAAGGAUGUGAUCCUAACAGUUCUUUAAAUAGUGAAGCCCACGAGAUACUACGCCCAAGUGUUCUUCCGUUCACUGAAGCAAAACCUGACGACUGGCUAAAAUAUGUGACGCACAAAGUAGAAUUAUUUGACUGUCAAAAUUCUUUUGUUUCAUAUAUCAAGGAUGAAUCUGGUAUGAAAACUGUUAGCUGCGAAGCGCAUGCGUAUAAAGAAUCACUCGCUGGACAACUGAGAAAACGCUAUCACAAUAGCCAUGGAAGUAACUGA
Molecule: messenger RNA, 297 nt
Organism: Trichobilharzia szidati
Lineage: Eukaryota; Metazoa; Platyhelminthes; Trematoda; Strigeidida; Schistosomatidae
Source: the annotation of a GenBank genome assembly